AUGUCUAUUCCCACAAAUGAAGAAAUAUAUCAAAUUCAACAACUUUCAAGAGUAAAAAAUACAGACAAAUGUACUGCAAAAUGGCUUCGUGUAGUUGAUAGAUUUAAUCAUGAAGCCAAUAUAAUUAAAAAAAUUGAUCAAUAUGACACUCAUACGGAACUUGAAGGAUUUUUAUGCAAGUUCAUUACAUGGCUUAAAAAACAAAAUGGCGAAAACUAUAAAGCAGAGUCUGUAUAUAAUUGUUAUGCAUCAUUAGCAAGGUAUUUAAAGGAAGAGUCAGUUAUUAAACCAUGCAAAAUCUGGGAUCAAUAUUCCUUUCCUUUAGCGAUUAAAACCUUAGAUGGUAAAAUGAAACAGCUUCAACUUCAAGGAUUAGGAGAAACUUCACAAGCAGAUUCAUUAACUAGACAAGAAAUUCAACAAAUAUUGGAUCAUUUAUAA
Molecule: messenger RNA, 441 nt
Organism: Rhizophagus irregularis DAOM 181602=DAOM 197198
Lineage: Eukaryota; Fungi; Glomeromycota; Glomeromycetes; Glomerales; Glomeraceae
Source: RefSeq, a predicted model, not a curated record